AACCGACCGACCCCGUUCAAUGGGCUCAAAGGAAGACAACAACAACAACAACAGCAGCAAUGCGGCUUCCAUGCUUUACUUGAUCAGUUCAAGUUAAGAACAUUCUGUGAAAACAGACGAGUUUUUUUUCGGCAAAUGAGGAUCAAGUGGCGUUCUGACACCACAACGAUUGAACACGAUCGCUUGGACGAGCUGCUACGAGAGAGAGUUCAUUGGAACAGUUGAUUUCUUACAAUUAUUACACCUAUUAGGAUUUGCUGCAGCAUGCAGACAUUUUUUCUUUUCUUUUUUUAAAUCGAAAUUAACGAUUAGAAAAUGAAGCUGCGAGUUCAGCUGCAGUGCAAGAAUUUGCACGAAUACCUCAGAGAACUGAGCCCAGAUAUUUUGGACCGACUUUACAAUCAUCCAGCAACAUGUUUGGCUGUGUACAGGGAGCUUCCAUCUCUGGCCAAAAACUAUGUGAUGCGAAUGCUCUUCCUGGAUCAGCCUCUUCCACAGGCCGCAGUGGCAUUAUGGGUGAAUAAAGAAAGCCAGAAGAAUCAUGACGAAUGUGUCUCAGUGCUGACGGGCCUUCGCCUUUGGCACAGUCAGCAGCUGCAGGGUGGUCUGCAGGGCUAUAUCCUGAAUCCAGUGUUCAAAGAUAACCUGAGGAUUGCGCUGCUGGGCGGGGGCCAGGCGUGGGCGGACGAAGGCAGCAGCAGCCUGGGUCCCGACCGGCACGCUCGCGACAUUGAGAGUCUGGACCGUUAUGCCAUGGAGCGCUGGGAGGUUAUCUUGCACUUUAUGGUGGGUUCUCCCAGUGCUGCGGUGAGUCAGGACCUCGCUCAGCUGCUGACUCAAGCUGGCCUCAUGAAAAGUGAGGCAGGAGAGGCCCCCUCCAUCACCUCUGCUGGCUUCCAGUUCCUUCUGCUGGACACAGCCUCUCAGUUGUGGUAUUUCACCCUGCAGUACCUGAAAAGUGCUCAGUCAAGAGGAAUGGGCCUGGUGGAGAUUUUGUCCUUUUUGUUCCAGCUCAGUUUCUCAACCUUAGGCCGAGAUUACUCGGUGGAGGGUAUGAGUGAGUCAUUACUCACAUUUCUGCAGCACCUUCGGGAGUUUGGACUGGUCUUCCAGAGGAAGCGAAAGUCAAGGCGCUACUAUCCCACCAGACUGGCCAUCAGUCUGGCCGCGGGAGUCACCAGCAGCUCUUCCUCCCUGGCCUCCUCUUCUCACUUGGGCUCCGGCACCGGGGGGGAUGCCGGCUUCAUUGUGGUCGAAACCAAUUAUCGCAUCUACGCAUACACAAACUCUGAGCUCCAGAUCUCUCUGGUAGCACUCUUCAGUGAAAUGUUAUAUCGCUUUCCCAACGUGGCGGUGGCCCAGAUCACCAGAGAAUCCGUGCAACAGGCCAUCGCAAAUGGCAUCACUGCACAACAGAUCAUCCACUUUUUGAGGACCAGAGCACACCCUAUCAUGCUGAUGCAGACACCAGUGCUUCCUCCAACCAUAACGGAUCAGAUCCGACUUUGGGAGCUGGAGCGAGAUCGGCUCCAAUUCACCGAGGGUGUGCUCUACAACCAGUUUCUCUCCCAGGCUGACUUUGAGGUGCUGCGAGACAGAGCUCAGGGUCUGGAUUGUCUGGUGUGGCAAGACGUAGCUCACAGGGUGAUGGUGGUGACACCGCACGGACACAGUGAGGUCAAGCGCUUCUGGAAACAACAAAAGUCGCACACGUAAGGUGAAAAGGAACCAGGAGGGAUGCUAUCCCUCCCACAAUCGAGUCCGCACUUCCCUUCCCCAGUACUUUUAGCAUACCUCACGAAUCGAUGCUGGUCAUGCCACGAGCCACUUUUGUAUCCACAAAGUUAACUGUAAUGACAACAAAAUAAACCUUUGCAAACGUGAACAAUG
Molecule: messenger RNA, 1890 nt
Organism: Syngnathus acus (greater pipefish)
Lineage: Eukaryota; Metazoa; Chordata; Actinopteri; Syngnathiformes; Syngnathidae
Gene: gtf2h4
Product: general transcription factor IIH, polypeptide 4
Exons: 13
Coding region: 316-1716 (466 amino acids)
Biological process (GO): nucleotide-excision repair
Cellular component (GO): transcription factor TFIIH core complex; transcription factor TFIIH holo complex
Molecular function (GO): double-stranded DNA binding; ATPase activator activity
Source: RefSeq, a predicted model, not a curated record